AUGCAGUUCCCGCAAUUCAAUCCGCAGUCGCCGUUCGGCGAGGGUGGGCGCGCGUCCUCGCCACAGCCUCCGCCUUCCUAUCAGCAUGCACCGCCGUCUGGGUUUAGGAUCCCGUUGACGACGGACGCGCCGUUCCCGCCGUCUCAGCAGAGUCUUCAGCCACCUUGUCACGAUGCUGAUGGGGUCUCGCCUGUGUAUUUUGGAUCUGCCCUUUUCCCAAGCGCAGUCCAUCCAUGUAAAGUCGCGCCACAUCUCUCACCUACGCCAUGCAGAGUACCCUACGGAGGCGCCGAGAGGGAACAUCAUGGUCGAUAUGAUCUUCUUCCCUUCACGCAAGACAUGGAGCUCAUCCCCGCCUCAGGCGGACACAUCCCACCGGGCCGUCAACCCGUCGAGGGAGGGUACGAAGAACACGAUGGAAGGAGUGUGAAGUUGUAUCAUGCUGUUGUGACUAUCAAUGGUGUACGCGUUCCAGGAAAAUGUGGUGAACAUCUCGUGAGUAUAACUCCUUUCUCUUUUUGA
Fomitiporia mediterranea MF3/22 is the source of this 522-nucleotide messenger RNA. RefSeq lists its product as uncharacterized. Lineage: Eukaryota; Fungi; Basidiomycota; Agaricomycetes; Hymenochaetales; Hymenochaetaceae. The transcript is spliced from 4 exons. The coding region runs from base 1 to 522 and encodes 173 amino acids. The record is from RefSeq and is a predicted model, not a curated record.